UGAAGGCAGUUUGUUGAGCCCUUCGACACACGCUCUCCUCGAGUUCUGCCCACCCAUGGGUCGAUCUAUACACCACAUACGCUGCCCAGGAGAGUGAAAGCUGUCGAAUGCGAUGACGAUGGCACCUUCACCUCCGAGCGGCUCGGCGGCGUACAAAAAGAAGGAUGGCACACUGGUCAUGGCCCAGGACCGCCAGUCGGUAACAUGGAUUCCAGCCGCUGGCGGUGCCUCUGGCACUAUCACUAUUUCUGUGUCGCAUAUUACAAGUGCGUUUUAAAACCCUCUCCAGACCGGGAUGCUGUAUAUGACAGGUACUGACUGCGUUGAUUCGAUUUGAAUCUAGAUCUGCAACAGACGCCAGCUACCAGUCCGAAGGUUAUGCUUAGGAUAUUCGUUCAGCAACCUAAUUCACCUGCUGGUGCAACACCAGAACAAUAUGUAUUUUCUUUCACGGCUGGGGCGAAUGCACGCAAGGAAGCCGACGCUAUCAAAGACGAACUGAGUGCGGCCAUCCAGGCUGUUAAGGCAGCAGCAGCAGCAGCUCAAGACAUACCCGCUCGCACUCCAGCUAACGGAAAUGUCCCGGGGGACAACGUAUCGGCUGCGAUGAGGGUUGCAACCGCGGUUUCUUCGACUGGUCAGGCUCCUUGGGACGACGAUAACAGGCUCAAGAAGGAUGCGGAGCUGCAACAGUCACUGCUGAAGUCGGAUCCCAACCUGCAGCGUAUGUUUAUGGAGUCACUGCGCAGUAAACCGGACACAUUGACGGCGGCCCAGUUCAUGUCGCAUUUCUGGUCGACGCGGCUCCAUCUACUGCGGGCUCAUGCCAUCGAACGCACGCAGACGCGCGGCUCGUACAACGUGCUGUCAACGCUGAAACCCCGCGUGGAGGAUAACGUUACCAAGUUGAAUAUCAGCAAGGAGCAGAUCCAGCUCAUUUUCAACCAGCACCCGCUCGUCAAGCGGGUGUAUGAUGAGAACGUGCCUAAGCUAACCGAGCAGCAGUUCUGGUCUCGCUUCUUCCAAAGUCGGCUGUUCAAGAAACUGCGUGGGGAGCGCAUCUCCGAGGCCGACGCUACGGAUGCCGUUUUGGAUAAAUACCUCAAGGACGAUGAGCAGACGAACCGGGUGCGAGACGCGCAUGUUCCGCACUUCAUUGAUCUGGCCGGUAACGAGGUGAACCACAGUCAGCGCCUGGGGAACCGGCCAGACAUUGACAUGCGGCCGUCGUCAGUUCCGAUCAUCAGGACAUUGAACAAUCUGAGCGAGAGAAUAAUGGCGAAUGUGGGAUCGGCCGACCGCAGUACUUCUUCCGCGGCAGCACCCAUUGGUAUGGACGAGGAGACGUUUCAUGAACUUCAACUGCGCGAUUUGCGGGGUGAUCAGAUGCAGAGUCGGAUCACGCUUAACAUCCGAGAUCAGAGCCGAUUUUUCUCACAAGCGAGCGCCGAAGAUGAAGAGGGCCAGCUAUUCGCCAAACAGGAUCCCGAAAAAGUUAUUCACGACCUACGUACCGAUCUACUGCAGACCUUGCCUGACGAUGGGUCCGCUCAACUCGGCCAACUAGUCGAACCCGAAGAGGACACCGAUGACGAGGAAAACGGUAGAAGCCAGAACCAACAAGUUGGGUCCAAAGCCAGCCUGCAGCGCGCCUCGACUCAAAUCCUGACCGCCAUCCGCGACCGCCGCGCACAGGCUGAACGGUCAUCAACCAACAGCAACUCAUACGGUCUAUCGGCCGGCUUGUUCGACCGUCUAACACUUACUCACGCCACGACGACAGAAUUCCUACAUCAAUUCUGGCAGACUUUUCUGUCAGGCAAUCCCGACCGCGCCGGCGAACUAGCAUCACUAGUCGAAUCUCUCAACCGGGCCUGGGAGCGGAUCCAAUCCGUCACCAGCGACGCGGAAGCGGAGCGACAGGUCGAAGUAGAGCGGCUCAAGGGACACGCGCGGGAAGUCUACGAAGCGACGGGUCGGAAGAUCCGUGUUAAUUUCUCCUCCAUCGGAGGUGGGGAGAAGGUAGUCAGUCAGCUCCUAGGGCCGACGAGUAAGGCUAUUGAAGCGGCUUUGACGAGGUACAAGGAGGCGUUGGCUCGGGAGGUGAAGGAGGCACCUGUGGGAGUGGGUUAAGUUGAAUAUUGGGUGUUAUUCUUGUUCAUUCUACUCUAUGAACUAAACAAAGAUAUAUUAAGCAGAUGCUAAUGUGUAUACAUGAAUUACUUAUAAUUGCAUACCCGCUUGCUUGUUGCCUUCUGUAACGUUCGGGUGAUAUCAGCGUCGAUUCAGUAUUGACAAUAUAUUCCUCCAUUAUUAAAUACUCUUCAACUUGAUAAUGGAUCCUCUGGUUAAUUACCACUUACAUUACGACUAACAUGUUAUUGACACCACUCACAUUUGCCUAUUCAGGGAAUUGUUCAAAUGUCUCAUAUCAUAUCAUACGUCAUCUAUUAGUUAAACAUCACGUAGUUCCUGGUAC
This is a messenger RNA of Monascus purpureus, 2479 nucleotides long. The record is from the annotation of a GenBank genome assembly. Lineage: Eukaryota; Fungi; Ascomycota; Eurotiomycetes; Eurotiales; Aspergillaceae.